AUGCUGGGAACGUACUCGGCCCUGAGGAUUAUGCUCCAGCAGCAAAGUGGCUUUCCUUGAUCCGACAAGCUCUAAAUGGCAAGUCGAACAAUUCUAGUCAUAGUAACAUCGUCAGUCCUAUGUUGAAACAGUCUCCUAGCCCAAAUGAUAGACAUCAAAUGACUCCAAAUCCAAGGGUCAGCUCUUUGAAUUUGUUGUCAUUAGAAGAUGAGCUUGAUCGCAAGUGUUUUGAAAGAUUUGUAAGUUCUAGAUCAAGUUCCUAUUCUAGUGAAGAAGGUUCACUUAGUCCAACAAGUGAACUAGCUACACAUACCAGUACCGUACAACAUCGAUAUAAACUAGUUUCCAGUAAACAGAUGGUUGGGAUCUUUUUAUGUGUAUGGGUUCGUGAGGAAUUAUGUCAACAUAUUAGCUCCAUCAAGGUUUCUUGCGUUGGAAGAGGCAUUAUGGGAUACCUCGGAAAUAAGGGAUCGAUAUCUAUCAGCAUGACAUUGCAUCAAACAACAAUUUGCUUUGUAUGCACUCACUUGACCUCUGGAGAGAAAAAGGGCGACGAAAUUAGAAGAAAUUUAGAUGUAACAGAAAUUUUAAAGAGGACAAGAUUUUCUCAUCCAUGUCGAAUACCAGGAAAACCAAUUCUACCAGAAAACAUUUUGGAUCAUGACAAGGUAAUUUGGCUAGGAGACUUGAACUAUCGACUUGCAUCUGUUUGUGAUGAAACAUAUGAGCUACUGAAGAGUAGAGAUUGGCAAGCACUUUUAGAGAAAGAUCAGCUGAAGAUAGAACGA
Olea europaea var. sylvestris is the source of this 788-nucleotide messenger RNA. RefSeq names its product type I inositol polyphosphate 5-phosphatase 8-like. Lineage: Eukaryota; Viridiplantae; Streptophyta; Magnoliopsida; Lamiales; Oleaceae. The record is from RefSeq and is a predicted model, not a curated record. Gene Ontology annotation, molecular function: phosphatidylinositol-4,5-bisphosphate 5-phosphatase activity; inositol-polyphosphate 5-phosphatase activity; phosphatidylinositol-3,4,5-trisphosphate 5-phosphatase activity. Gene Ontology annotation, biological process: phosphatidylinositol dephosphorylation. The transcript has 4 exons. The annotation marks the transcript as partial.